UUCUUUUUUUCUUUGUGUCUUUGCCCCAUUAUUAUCGCUACGCUUACCGUUGAUCUUUGUCCCUUCUCGCUUCACGUGUCGCUGCGAAAUCAUCACCAAAUGCAAACCGCAGCCAGCGCCGCCGCCGCCGCUUCGAGCUCAUCCCACGUCCACCAGCCGCACCAGCCCGUCAGCGUCAAGCAGAUCUUCCCCUUUGUACGGAAGCCAAGCAGGCUGAGCUCGCGCAACCGACCGUCCAAGAGCGACCCGCGCCCGCUCGCCCGCUUUUACCACGCAGACCACAAGCUGAGCAAGGCCGUUGCGCGUCUCGACGCAGCCACCGUCGCUGCCUCGUCCGCCUCCACCGCCGCCCCGUCGGCAUCCUCUUCAGUGUCGUCGCCGUCGUCGGCUCGUGCAGGGGCGUCUGGAUCUCCGCCGGCUGGCUCGAGUGGCAGCGCGUCGGAGUUGUCCCAAUUGAAUCAACUGAACGGUGGUGGCGUCGUUCAGCCACAGCCGAGCCAGGCCGCCGUCGCCGCUGCAGUCGCAUUGGAGGCGGCCAUGGCCAAGGUCCACACACUGCAGGCGACCACCCUUGCGCUCAUUCUCGAGAUUAUCGCUGCGCGACCCAACGCCGCCACCAUUUUCGCCGACCGAUCCUACCGCACACGAUUUCCGAGUGACGUACAAGUGCAGCUCGAGGACAGGUACCUCGAGCACGUCCUCUUUGCUGCAGAGUCCAUCGCUUCGGGAAUGCCCAUCCUGGACGUGUCAGACGACCAGGAGGGCUUGGAACCGAACGAACAACCCGUGCCGCCACAUCUCGUCCCUCCAGCAAGACAGUUAUGCGCGUCGUUGCAGGCCCUUCGAUUCCGACUGCAGAUGCAAGCUCUGACAGAUGUGGCCGGCGAUCUUGAAGCACUGUCGGACGUGCUGCACGAUUUCGAUACGGCGUGGUGCACUUUUGAAGAAGCGUGCAUCAAACACACGCUUGCAUCCGCCGUCGAGCAAGUCGACAUUGCUCAGGAGCAUCGCCAGAGGAUGGCAGUGCUCAUGAGCGAGACUGUCAUGUGGGCGAUGGAGCACAACUAUGUCACAGUGGAGCAGAUUCAAGACUACGAGCCGUCGUUGAUGAUUACGCUCCCUCGUCUGGCUUUGAUAUGUGGAUUGAACAUCCACCCCGAUGGCAUCGACGUUUCGCCAGAAGGAGCCAUGUCUAUGCUGCAAGAACAAGUGAACGAGCUCACGUGCCUCAAGGCGCUACUCGCCCCAUUGUCGGAGGCCCAGAUUGACCGCUUGUGUCGCAUGCUGAUUGCGUCAAACUCGGUCGACGACUUGUCAGAGCCACCAACACCGUCCGCGUUGCCUGUGAUGGCGCCGUAUGGCACCCUUCGUUCAGAACUUGCUCGAGUUUUUGCCUUCCCCGCUCGGAGACCAAGCAAUGCUUCCUCGUUGGGUCCCGACUCGUUGUUGCGCUACAGCUUGACAAGCAUCAAGCAAGGCCCUGGUCCCGGCAGUGCUGCUGCAACCAGCAAACUCAACCAUGCUUUGACGCCGGAUGCGACGCCCCAAAGUUUCACAGACCCGUUUCAGACGAAUGCUGCUCCCGAGCCUCUUCCUUCGCUCCAGCUCUUGUUCAAGCAAGUAUCCGCGGUUGCCGACACCCUUCAUAGUGGGCCGCAUGCCAAAGAGCUUGUUGAAAUUCUCAAAACCGUGUUUGGGAUGUACAAUGACGCUGCUCGAUGAAUUGCCUUUGAGGGCUGCUGUUUUUUUAGGAAUCGGAUUAUUGAGAAACUGUCGUUUAGGAAAAUCAAAAGCUAGUUUAAUAUAGCGGUAGUAGCUG
Molecule: messenger RNA, 1819 nt
Organism: Capsaspora owczarzaki ATCC 30864
Lineage: Eukaryota; Filasterea; Ministeriida; Capsasporidae
Exons: 2
Coding region: 100-1722 (540 amino acids)
Cellular component (GO): early endosome membrane
Source: RefSeq, a predicted model, not a curated record